AAUGGUAUUUAGUGCUUCCUGUUUGUUGGGUAUUAUAUAAUUUCAAGAAUCUUGGAUGCCUAUCUAACAAAUUCCAAGAAUUUCUUAGUUGAUUUGGGGUUUAUGUUUUUUUGUUUGGUAUUAUAUAAUUUCAAGAAUCUUGGAUGCCCAUCAAACAAAUUUCAAGAAUUUCUUAGUUGAUUUGGGGUUUUUUUUUUGUUGGGUAUUAUAUAAUUUCAAGAAUCUUGGAUACCCAUCAAACAAAGUUCAAGAAUUUGUUGCUAGAUUUGGGGUUUAGGGUUUUGAUUCUUGAUACUUGAUGAAUAUAGUGGAUGAUUUAUAUGUAAAGUUCAUGGUGUCUGGGAAUAAUUAUUUGAACAUGGUCAAACCCUGUUGGAAGCCUUCUUUGGAAGAGGGUUGUCUAAGAAAAUCUGCAGAUCAAAUUGGUAGAACAGAUGGGUUGUUGUGGUAUAAAGAUUUAGGGGUUCAUAUGAGUGGUGAAUUUUCAAUGGCUGCUAUUCAAGCAAACAAUUUGUUGGAAGAUCAGAGCCAAGUUGAAUCAGGGCUGUUAAGUUCUUCGAGUUCCGGCCCGUUCGGAACGUUUGUUGGAGUCUAUGAUGGGCAUGGUGGACCGGAGACUUCAAGAUUUGUGAAUGAGAAUCUGUUUGCUAAUGUUAAGAAAUUUGCAUCUGAAGAUCAAGAAAUGUCAGCAGACGUGAUCAAGAAAGCAUUUUUAGCAACGGAAGAUGAAUUUCUAUCGAUUGUAAGAGAACAAUGGCGUGUGUGCCCGCAAAUAGCGACAGUAGGGACGUGUUGUUUGGCGGGUGUUAUUUGCGACGGGUUAGUAUACGUCGCUAAUGCUGGAGAUUCGAGAGCGGUGUUGGGGCGAGCAGAUAGGGGUGUCGGAGGUGUUUCGGCUGUACAAUUAUCAACAGAGCAUAAUGCAAGCUAUGCUUCCGUAAGAGACGAGCUUCAUUCCGAGCAUCCUGAUGAUCCGAAAAUCGUUGUUAUGAAACACAAUGUUUGGCGUGUUAAGGGGAUCAUACAGGUUUCAAGAUCCAUCGGUGAUGCGUAUCUAAAGAAGGCAGAGUUCAAUAGAGAACCUUUAUUGGCAAAGUUUAGGUUGCCGGAACCCUUUUCAAAGCCGAUUCUUAAUCCAGAACCGUCGAUAUAUAUACACAAACUAACCCCGAAGGAUCAGUUUCUCAUAUUUGCAUCCGAUGGUCUGUGGGAGCAUCUUAGCAAUGAGGAAGCAGUGGAUAUCGUUUAUAAUUAUCCGCGUAACGGAAUUGCAAGAAGAUUAGUGAAGGCUGCACUUCAACUAGCAGCCAAGAAAAGAGAAAUGAGAUAUUCAGAUUUGAAGAAAAUUGAUAGAGGUGUUAGAAGACAUUUCCAUGAUGACAUCACAGUAGUUGUCAUGUUUUUAGACCCGCCAUCGACAAACCGAACUUCUACUCGUGCUUCGGCUCUAUCAAUAAAAGGAACCCGAGGAUUACCUCGCACCAACAAUUUGUAGCACCAAGGGUCCGUUUUUCAGCCGCACCCAAAAUGUCGUUUUUGUUGAGUGAAUGUGUGUAAACUAAGAGCAUGUAUUAUUUUAACACGUGCAAGACGAGGUUGUUAGCCGUAGUUUCGAGUGUCGGGCAUCAUCCUCUGUCGUAGUCGAAAAUCUUACAAUUUUUUUUUUUUUUUUUUUUGUCUUGUUCAUUUGUGGAUGAGGUGUGAAGGUCUUGUCUCUUAGGAUAAUGAUCGUGAAGAAAGGAAACGUGACAAGUGUUUAAACGUGUAUAUAUGAUAACAAUAUUUGAUAAGGUGUUCAUGCGGA
This is a messenger RNA of Helianthus annuus (common sunflower), 1804 nucleotides long. Its product is annotated as probable protein phosphatase 2C 38. NCBI's taxonomy places the organism in Eukaryota, Viridiplantae, Streptophyta, Magnoliopsida, Asterales, Asteraceae. The record is from RefSeq and is a predicted model, not a curated record. Bases 299 to 1495 code for a protein of 398 amino acids. The transcript is spliced from 4 exons. Gene Ontology annotation, molecular function: cation binding; protein serine/threonine phosphatase activity. Gene Ontology annotation, biological process: protein dephosphorylation.